UCACAAACUGUGUCAUUCCCUACAGGCUGUACGAAAGCAAGGGAAAAGGCAUGCAUGCGAGAACUAGAGGCAGUGGCAGGAAAAGAUGAGAGGCUGGAACAUGCUGUGAGAAAGAGCUGGCAUGUUUAGCUACGAGACAGGAGAAAGAAAAUGACGAAAUCUCUGGAAUCCACAAUUCCAUGAAAUUGGACUUUCCUAGGUUUGAAACUUAAAGUCACAAAGGGAAUCCCUAUGUACUGGUAGCCCCAUGUGCAGCACUCAUCCCAAACAUGACUGAAAGGUGAAAAGGUAGAACAAAAAUAUCAAAACUCCGUGUUCCUGUUAGAUUUGUGGAUAUAGAGGGCCACCUAGAAAGAUGCAGGCUUUCCAGCACCCAGAUGCCAAAGACUUCCGCUGGCAGACGCUGGCUCCUUUAUCCAGUCCUCGUGUGUAUUGCUCUUUGGCUGAAGCCAGUGGGCAGAUCUUUGCCAUAGGAGGAUGCGAUGACGCAGGAAACCCUAUGAACACAUUUGAGGUGUUUUCUCCUGAAGCAAACCAAUGGAGUAGCUUGGAGCCCAUGCCAUCAGCCAGGGCUGGGGUAUCUGUGGUGGCACUGGGCAAAAGGAUCAUGGUUGUUGGAGGAGUGGGAGAAAAUCAAACACCCCUAAAAGUGGUGGAGGUCUAUAACAUUGACGAGGGAAGAUGGAAGAAGAAGAGCUCUCUUCGAGAGCCAGCCAUGGGAAUAUCAAUCACUGCGAGAGACUGCAGGGUCUACGCUGCCGGUGGGAUGGGUGCAGAUCUGCGACCACAAUGUUUCCUGCAGCAGUUUGAUAUGCUGAAAGAUAUCUGGGUCUACUUUGCGCCAAUGCCAACACCUAGAUAUGGUGCCACUUCCUUCUUGCGUGGAACAAAGAUCUAUGUACUGGGAGGAAGGCAGUCUAAGUAUGCUGUUAAUGCCUUUGAAGUGUUUGAUAUCGAGACACGUUCAUGGACUAAAUUUCCAAGUAUCCCUAACAAGAGAGCAUACUCUCGAUAUGUCCUGACAGAGGGGUCUAUCUACAGUUUGGGGGGGCUGCGACAGGGAGGCACUUAUCGUAGGCCUAAGUUUACAAAGACGGUGGACAUAUUCGACAUGGAACAAGGAGGCUGGAUGAAGACUGAACGCUCCUGCUUUUUAAAGAAAAGGAGGGCUGACUUUGUUGCAGGAUCAAUACAUGAACGAGUUGUGGUAGCAGGCGGCCUAGGUAACCAGCCAUCAGUACUGGAAACUGCAGAGAUCUUCCAUCCUGAGAAGAACCGAUGGGAGAAUAUUAGUCCAAUGCCCACUCCGCGUUGUGCAUGUGCUAGCAUUGUUUUGAAGAACAGACUUUAUGCUAUUGGUGGUGUGAACCAAGGGCCAAGUUCUGCUGUGGAGAUGCUGAGUGUGGUAGAGAGCUGAUUAAGGUUUAUGUAUCUGCAGAGGACAAUGAAUGCAUCACGAUACGGGUGUGUUUGAUGCAGUGUAUCUACAAGCCAUCAGAGCACUAAGAGUGUGUGUGAAACACAUUGCUCCGUAGAGAGUAGGUUAGUGCAGAGAGUGCCAAGAAGUUUGGGAAGUGCGCAGAAAAUUCUACAUAAACACAAGCAAUACCUUAUUUUCUAAGACCAAUCCAUCCCCAGCGGGCUUUGGGGGCUAUUACAUAAUCAAUAUAAUGCACUCAUGUGUCUGUGAUACAACAAAUAGAACAUGUAACAUCGAACACAGAUAAGUACAGACGCUAUAUAUAAAAUCACUGGCUGCGGCAUACCUUCUGUUUCUCAUAUGUCUCUCGCUAGAAUCCUUCAAGUCUAGUUUU
This is a messenger RNA of Spea bombifrons (plains spadefoot toad), 1814 nucleotides long. RefSeq names its product kelch domain containing 8A (gene KLHDC8A). The record is from RefSeq and is a predicted model, not a curated record. NCBI's taxonomy places the organism in Eukaryota, Metazoa, Chordata, Amphibia, Anura, Pelobatidae. Gene Ontology annotation, molecular function: protein binding. Bases 356 to 1417 code for a protein of 353 amino acids. The transcript is spliced from 7 exons.